Molecule: messenger RNA, 3108 nt
Organism: Acanthaster planci (crown-of-thorns starfish)
Lineage: Eukaryota; Metazoa; Echinodermata; Asteroidea; Valvatida; Acanthasteridae
Gene: gk5
Product: glycerol kinase 5
Biological process (GO): glycerol-3-phosphate biosynthetic process; glycerol metabolic process; phosphorylation
Cellular component (GO): mitochondrion
Molecular function (GO): kinase activity
Source: RefSeq, a predicted model, not a curated record
UCAUUCGUGCAUGUCACGCGUGAUGGUACGGUCGAUGUUCCACACCCCUCCGUCCUGCUUUCCACAGCAUGUUCCGCAUUCCCCUGAUCUGACAUUGUCUAAAUUUAAACCAAGAUCCCGUGCUCUAAAUGUGCCGUCGUUGUUAAUCAUGUGGUGGUGUUAUUCAGUGAAAUUCAGCAAUACAUAACCUAAACCUACCCUAACGGAGAUAGCCUUUGGUGGCUUACCGUCGAUAUGGCAACUCAGGAAGCCUACAUUGCUGCCAUUGAUAUUGGUACAACAACCCUCCGAUGCCAUAUCUACAAUGAAAAGGCUGAGAUCAAAGGAACAGGAAUGCAAAAGACCAUCGUUCAUCGCCCAGGCCAUGGGAUGGUGGAGAUUCUACCGGAUGUUCUCUUGGAGAAGUUUACUGCCGUGGUGAAGGAUGCAAUCUCCGAUGCUGGUCUGGAAGCGGCACAGAUUGUUGCCAUGGGGAUAUCAACGCUCAGGGGUACUUUCCUCACGUGGAACAGAGAAACGGGUGUACCAUACCAUAACUUCAUUUGUUGGAAUGACACCAGAGCUGAGAAGCAAGCUGAUGUCAUCAACCGCUCCUUGUCUUUCAAGUGCCUUAAGAAGGCAUCUAAGCUAGCGCACAUCUUUUCUCGCUUACAGCGUUUUGAGGCGGGCAGCAUCUUCCGAUUUAUGUCACCACAUUCAUCAAUAAGGCUUUACUGGGUACUGGAAAAUAUUCCUGGGGUGAAACAAGACGCCCAAGAAAACAAAGUCAUGUUCGGCACAAUUGAAACCUGGCUUGUCUGGAAGCUUACCAAAGGGAAAGUGCAUGCCACAGAUUUCUCCAACAUUGCUGCAACGGGCAUGUAUGAUAUGUACAAUAAAAGUUGGAACACCAUCCACUCCUACUAUCUGGGGAUUCCACUGAAUAUGAUGCCAGAGAUUAAAAAUACAAGCGACGAUUUUGGAGAAUGUGAUCCUGAGUUCUUUGGUGCCUCUAUUCCCAUCAGGGCUGUGGUUGGUGAUCAGCAAAGUUCGUCAUUUGGACAAUGUUGUUUUAAAGAAGGGGAAGUCAAGGUCACCAUGGGAACAGGAACGUUUCUUGCCCUUAACACUGGCAGUAAAAUAUGUCUUCCUGAAUGUGGUAUUUAUCCCAAUAUUGCUUGGAAACUCGGAGAUGAAAUUGUUUAUCAGAUGGAGUGCCACGAUUCUGAUGCAGGCACAGUGAUUGAAUGGGGGUUACAGAUGGGUUUGUAUGAUAGCCCAGCAAAGUCUGUGGAAGUUGCAAACUCUGUGGAGGACUCAGACGGAGUUUGCUUUGUACCGGCUUUCUUCGGAUUACAGGCACCUAUCAAUGACUAUAAUGCCUGCUGUUCACUGAUGGGCCUAAAACCUUCAACGACUCCUGCCCACAUUGCCAGAGCUGCCUUAGAGUCCAUUGCAUUCAGAGUUGUCCAACUUUACAACACAGCCAGAAGGAGAAGUGGAACAAGAAUUAGACCAGUUCUGAAAUUUGACGGUGGUGUCAGCAACAAUGAUUUCAUUGUCCAGUUAGUGUCCAGCUUGCUGCUUCAGAAGGUUGACCGGCCACACAACUUGGACAUGUCAUGCCUGGGGGCCGCUUUCCUAGCUGGGCUCGGUGCUGGGAUAUGGAAGAACAAAGAGGAACUGUUGCCUCUCCGCUCGUCCCAAGCCAUCUUUGAACCAAAGGAUGUUAUUGACACCUACGAGCCAAUCUGUAGGGACUGGAUGCGAGCUGUCAGAAGAUCACAAGAAUGGUAUGUAUGAUGAGCACGACAAUCGUUAGUCAAAGGUGAACACUUUGGACAAUUCUUGAUUUUAUUGUUAUGUAUUUUAAGGAAUGAAUUGAAAUGAUAUCUAAAUCAUACGGGUAUUUAAUUUUGUCACAGUGCCAGGAUAGUGGUCAACUUCAUAUCUCGAGUAAAAUUGGAGAUUACAAUGAUCAUUCUGUUGUUUAUUAUGUUCCCAUGAAAGUCCUUUUCAGUCCGGAUGAUUUGUGCGAAAUGCCAACAGUUUUCAUUUGGUACAAUAGGAGUGUGUGGGGAAAAUGAUCAUGUUCGUUGAAUGUAUGUUUUGUGUGAGGCACAAAAUGGAGCAUUUCUAAACGGGAUUACUAAAAAUUUACUUUUCUAAUUCUAGCACUAACUUAUCAAAGGUCACAGUACUGUUCUGCUUUUACAUUGAUCCUAUUUCUAUGUACAUGUAGUUGAUGUACAACUCGAGUGUUUAUUUUAUUAUUUCUAUUAUGUAAGAAGCUGUUGAAUACUGACAUGAAUGUUUCAACUUUAGUUCGUUCCAUGAAGGACUUUUUAAGAUGUAAAUUUUGGAGGAUGAUUUUCAUUUGAAUUUUCUACAUUUGUAUAAUAUUUUUAUACUUUUCUGAUAACCGUUUUGCCGCAGUGACAACAUGCUGCAGGUGUGUUUUUCAUUCUGUUAUGACUGUCUCUUUGUUUUUCUGCCUUCAAGUCAGACUUCCAUGUCAUUUGAGGUAUAAGGCCAAGCUUUGUACGGAAUUGUGACCGUACAAAUGAGGUCUCUUCAAGGAAGUGGUGGAAUUCAAAACCAGUGUUAAAAAGGUUUCAGCCUUGUUGCAAAGAGUGUAUUCACGUGCUCUCGAUCAGUUGAUUUUUUAUUCGGGUUAAAUUUUUUGUACAAGUAUUGUCUACUUCAGCUCUCAAUCAAAUCUCACUGACGGAGUGUCAUUACGGAAGACACUGUAACAAGUGCCCUGUGUCUGUUUUCUACGAUUUUAAGCCUGUGUCUCUGUCUUUACUCGCAAAGCUUGAGUCAAGUUCACAAAGUGGAAGCAAGAUUCCCAAACUGGGCAUAUCUUAUAAGAAUGUACAGUCAAUUUUAUUGUCUUCCUUGUCAGGUGUACAUUGCAUAUUGACAAGAGAACCUCAAAAAUUAAUAGACAGCUGGGCCUAUUACCUUGAUCGUACAAAACCACACGUUUUGUUUUAUUUUGUGUUCUCUCAAAAUUAUUAGAAAUUAACCAUAGUGAUUGUUUUUGUUAAUCUUGAAAGAAAUCUUUUGAAAUAUGAUAUAAGAUUUGCGAUAUAGCAUGAAUUAAAUCUCUCUAUCAACAAAGUC